AAUUUCCACUGUGUCCCCAGGUACAGCAGGCAGAGCGCAGCCACGUGCCUGUCGCUGCCGCCAUGCCGUUCCCGUUUGGGAAGUCUCACAAAUCCCCCGCAGACAUUGUGAAGAACCUGAAGGAGAGUAUGGCUGUCCUGGAGAAGCAAGACAUUUCUGACAAAAAAGCAGAAAAGGCUACAGAAGAAGUUUCUAAAAAUCUGGUUGCCAUGAAAGAAAUCCUGUAUGGCACGAAUGAGAAAGAGCCACAGACGGAAGCAGUGGCACAACUCGCUCAAGAACUCUAUAAUAGUGGGCUCCUUAGCACCCUGGUAGCUGAUUUACAGCUCAUUGACUUUGAGGGCAAAAAAGAUGUGGCUCAGAUUUUCAACAACAUUCUCAGAAGACAAAUUGGUACAAGGACUCCUACUGUUGAAUACAUCUGUACCCAACAGAAUAUUUUGUUCAUGUUAUUAAAAGGGUAUGAGUCUCCAGAAAUAGCUCUCAAUUGUGGAAUAAUGUUAAGAGAAUGCAUCAGACAUGAGCCACUUGCAAAAAUCAUUUUGUGGUCAGAACAGUUUUAUGAUUUCUUCAGAUAUGUCGAAAUGUCAACAUUUGACAUAGCUUCGGAUGCAUUUGCCACAUUUAAGGAUUUGCUUACAAGACAUAAGUUGCUCAGUGCAGAAUUUUUGGAACAGCAUUAUGAUAGAUUCUUCAGUGAGUAUGAGAAGUUACUGCAUUCAGAAAAUUAUGUGACAAAAAGACAGUCACUCAAGCUUCUCGGCGAACUACUAUUAGAUAGACACAACUUUACAAUUAUGACAAAAUACAUCAGUAAACCUGAAAACCUCAAGUUAAUGAUGAAUCUUCUACGGGACAAAAGUCGUAACAUCCAGUUUGAGGCCUUUCACGUUUUUAAGGUGUUUGUAGCGAACCCCAACAAGACGCAGCCCAUCUUAGACAUCCUCCUCAAGAACCAGACCAAACUCAUAGAGUUCCUUAGCAAGUUCCAGAACGACAGGACGGAAGAUGAGCAAUUCAACGAUGAAAAGACCUAUUUAGUUAAACAGAUCAGGGAUUUGAAGAGACCAGCUCAGCAGGAAGCCUAAGUUCCAAUACACACCGAGAAUGUCAAAUCCAAACCCAGCAUUUGCUGUUAGCUAUUCAGCAUCAGGCGCUCUUUCGAUUCAUGAGGAACAUUACUGCUAAUCUGCUGUUAAGUCAACGGUUUUUUCAUUUUACCUUUUUAUUUUUAUCCUUUUUUUUUCUUUUUCUUCUUCUUUUUUUUUUUUUUUUUAGUCCAAGUUGGAGAACAUAGCUGCUGCCUCCUUGCACUCUAGAGCACUCGUGGACUUUUUCUUGAUUUUGUGUCAUUGCAGAAUGCCGAGACUGUUGCUGUAGGAGUUCUGACAUGGCUGGCUCCCGAAGGUGGUGGCUUAGGGGAAGAGGGCAUUGCUGUCACCGGAUUAGACCGGAGCCUCUGCAUUUACCUGUCAAAGACCUGAGUGAGGGUUCUCGGUCUGAAUAUAUGCCUCCACGAAGGGAAGAACGGACAGAGCUUUAUUUGAAAUCAGAGGGGACUGUAUCCAAGGUGGGAGCUUCUGGGGUGGAUAAAGUUGAGAUGUGAAUAAAUGAUACUGAAACUGAGUGACUUCUCAAAAGUGUGACACUUCAUAAGGUUUUAAGGAAAAUGUAUAUAAGCUUUUCACAGCUUUCUAGAGUUUUUUGACAUUUGAUUUUCUUGAGACAUGUAAACCUGGACAUGUGGAAGGGUAUUUGUUCAUUUGACUUUUUGAAGAUGUUUUAAAAACAGUAGAGCUGUCGGUGACACCUCGCAUUUCAUUUCAGCCAUGCUUACAAGUUCCUUUUGUAUAUAAUUCUUAGAAUGCUCAUUUCUUUUAAAUGAUUUAAUUUGUACAGCAGAGGAAUGUUACUGUAUUAGUAUGUAACUAUUACCUAAAAUAUUGAGUUUUUGCAGAAAAAAAAUGAAUGCUCACAUGUAACUGAAAUACUUCAGAUUUAAGUACCACAGCGUUAAAAGGGAAAGGCGAACCAACCCUUUAUACUCAGAUAUCUACUGGGGUGCCAUCUGUAGACUAUAAUCCAGUCCUGGAACUCAACCCGCUACUCUUUCCUGCAUAAUAUUGGCCUUGAUCUUCUCCAUUGAAAAUGAGUCCUGAGUUUGCCAGAUCUAUGAAUGAUACAGAUUAUGCUAAAUUAAUGCUGAUUCUUUGUGUGUGUGGGAACCUCUAUAGAGCACCUUUUCUUUCUUAGAAUAAGUAUUCCAAUACAGUAGUUGUGAAAAUGAGUAAUUAAAACAUUGGCUUCUCUUAGGAAGAGUUCCUAGUCAUAGGUGUCCUAUGGGGAAAUUUAUUAUUAUUUUUUAAUGUCCUGUUCCUUAAUGCUGCAAAUUAUCAGUAUUUGUAAAGUAACUGAUUUUGCACCACUUUUUUUUUUUUGUUACUGUGACCACAGCAGAACAACGUCUUCUAGAAUAUUCUAUCUAUGUAAAGUGAUUAGAAUGGGUAUCUGUUCAUCUUAGUGACACAGAGAUCACAAUUAACAACUUAACAAAUCAGAGUUUGCCAGUUCAAAUUCAGCAUGGCCAUAGCCGAUUAAGAAAUUCAUUAUAUCAUUUUCCUUUGCUAGCCUAGCUGAAUUAUUUAUCAGCCAGUAAAAUGAGAUCCACCCACCUUGUGUUGACAUUUUAGCAGGUUUUAAAACCUCCUAGGACCCCAGUUAGGAAAACAGAUCCAGAAAAUAAAGAUGUUGAUGCUAUUUAAUUAAAAUGAUAAGUCUACAUUAUAAUUGGUUUUCCUGAGACUUUUUUCUUUUUUAACCAAAAUCUGUGUGAAGCUCUUCCUGUUUCUCUACGGAGAAUAGGUGUUUGGGAAGCAGAGAUAGAACUUGGGGAGUCAAACGCUUCCCCCCCCCAUGUGCUGCAGUGGUGCCUGCACUUCUCGUGAAGGCCACCAGGGGGCAGCAGGGUGUCAGAACAGCCAUAUGUCACUGUCACCUUGGAAUCUGAGAUAGUUGAAACUUCUUUUGAUUCCUUGUUUUUAAACACAAAUGUGACUUCAAGUUGAAAGUUGCACCCAAGGUUUAUGCUUACUCAAUAUAGUCCCACUACCAAGACUCGUACACCAGAAGUGGUUUUGUUGUUUUGUGUUACAAAGGUUUCGUUUUACGUAAGUCAGUUAUUCAGUGUGAUUUUUAUCCCUUGAAAUAAGCAGGUGGAGAUAUACACAGUUGUUAACAAUGCCAUCAGAGUGUUUCCUUUCUCCUGAGGAAAAGUAAAUUUCUUAUCAGAAUAUCUGGCUGGCCCUGUAAUUUAAAUUAAAAUAAAAAUUUUGGAGAAACUGCA
Molecule: messenger RNA, 3343 nt
Organism: Erinaceus europaeus (western European hedgehog)
Lineage: Eukaryota; Metazoa; Chordata; Mammalia; Eulipotyphla; Erinaceidae
Gene: CAB39
Product: calcium binding protein 39
Exons: 8
Coding region: 63-1088 (341 amino acids)
Biological process (GO): intracellular signal transduction
Molecular function (GO): protein serine/threonine kinase activator activity
Source: RefSeq, a predicted model, not a curated record